CGAUAUACAGUGUCUCAAUUCGCAGUAAUCUACUAUUGAGAUAUGCUGAGGUGGUGCAUUGUAAAAGAGCUGCAGAUAAUUUCGACCUAUCAGAAACGGGCCAAAUCGAUCUGACUAACAGAGCUCGCGAAAGUCAACCUCACGGGUCAGGGCAUCAUUCAAGAGCGAAUAUCGUCGCCACAACCAAUUCGAUCCACCACUGCUCUUCCACACCUGCACAGCACUCACUAUGGCCAGCGCGAGGCCACUGAUGAUGCUGGUGCGCAGUCGCCCCAGCAUUUUUGCCUCCUCGCCCGCCCAACAACGUCUACUCGCCGCUUUCUUCACGACCUCUGCCGCUCGUAAUGCCUCAGGUAGUGGACGCCCACCGUCGGGAUUCCGCAUCCCAGCACCAAAGCAAUGGGAUGAAGGCGAAAGCUCGUUGGACAAAGCUGGAAAAUACUUCCUGCUCACUGAGAUGUUCCGAGGAAUGUGGGUUGUGCUGGAACAGUUUUUUCGAGCACCAUAUACGAUCUUCUAUCCUUUCGAGAAAGGUCCCAUUUCGCCCCGCUUCCGCGGUGAGCACGCUCUACGGCGGUAUCCCACAGGCGAAGAGAGGUGCAUUGCCUGCAAGCUGUGCGAGGCCAUUUGCCCAGCCCAAGCUAUCACAAUCGAAGCAGAGGAACGAGAAGACGGAAGCAGAAGAACAACGAGAUACGAUAUUGACAUGACGAAAUGCAUCUACUGUGGGUUCUGUCAAGAAAGCUGCCCGGUGGACGCUAUUGUUGAGGGUCCGAAUGCGGAGUAUGCCACAGAGACAAGAGAAGAGCUAUUGUACAACAAGGAAAAGCUGCUUGCAAAUGGCGACAAAUGGGAGCCUGAAUUGGCCGCGGUGGCGCGAGCAGAUGCUCCAUACAGAUAACACACAUGUAUCAAAAACUAAGAUGCAAUAUGUAUAUAACAUGACGAACAGGCUGGGCGCCCCUCCAAAUGCGCCCCUCCAAUUCUCUACAUUGCAAUGAUAAACAGUACGUCUCUUUUGUACUCGAAUG
Pseudovirgaria hyperparasitica is the source of this 1031-nucleotide messenger RNA. RefSeq names its product NADH-quinone oxidoreductase subunit I. NCBI's taxonomy places the organism in Eukaryota, Fungi, Ascomycota, Dothideomycetes, Acrospermales, Acrospermaceae. Gene Ontology annotation, cellular component: membrane. The coding region runs from base 230 to 901 and encodes 223 amino acids. Gene Ontology annotation, molecular function: NADH dehydrogenase activity; 4 iron, 4 sulfur cluster binding. The record is from RefSeq and is a predicted model, not a curated record. Gene Ontology annotation, biological process: mitochondrial respiratory chain complex I assembly; mitochondrial electron transport, NADH to ubiquinone. The transcript has 2 exons.